AUGUCCAUACCCCUCGUGUCCAAUUCAUACCUGGAUGAGACCUCGGCAAAGAUAAGAUCCAAGCCGGUCCCGUGGGAGGGAUACCAGCGCGCGGGUCUGAUCACUGGAGAGGAGCUGGCCCUCAUCAAGAGAGUAGACCGCCAGCCGCGGGCGAAGAUUGACUCCAUACUUUUGUCAGAUGGACAGUCAUAUGCGCUUUUGUAUCUGCGCCUAUUGAAGAAGCUGCAAAGGGUCGAUACUCAGCAGUGCAUUUUGGUGCUGAUCGCGGACGCUAUCGCUGAUCACGAGGAACGCAUACCUCUCUUUAUAAGGUCGCAGGAGCAUGAUUCCGACCUUCCGUUUGGUCCUUUGCUGCGAAUGCUGGAAUCUCAAGAUGAUUUCAUACAACUCAAGGCAGUACAAAUACUGACCAUCCUUCUGAGCUUUGAUUCUUCGCCCCUCCGUCCACAACAACUGCAACCGUUCCUCAGCACCCUGGCUGCGUUCAUCUCCAAUACUUCCCCUCAUAAGCGCGACAUCGCUGUACAAUGUCUAGAAGCUGUUCUACCUCGUCCCGAAUAUCGCAAAGCAGCUUGGGCAAUUUCUCCGUUAAUUUCGGGGCUCGUGGAUAUAUUGAAAUAUAACCCAGGACCACAAAUGAGCUAUCAAGUUGGCUUCUGCAUAUGGUUACUCACCUUCGAAGAGGAGGUUGCACAGGAAAUCAAUAAGAAGUUCGACGUUGUGCCUAUCUUGACAAAUGUUGCGCAAAAUGCAGUGAAGGAGAAAGUCAUCCGUGUCGUCGUUGCUUCUUUCCGAAAUCUGGUGUCACAAGCACCCUCGGCCAACCUUCCUGCUAUGCUUGUUGCCCAGCUGCUUCCUUUCGUUAAGAAUCUCUGCACGCGGAAGUGGUCAGACGAGGACAUCAUUGAGGACGUGCAAUACCUUCGUGACGAACUAAAUGCACGUUUCCAGAGCAUGACGACAUACGACGAAUAUAGCUCUGAACUCAUCUCUGGACACCUGUCGUGGACCCCAGUGCAUGAGUCUGACCUCUUCUGGAAGGAGAACGCCACAAAGUUGAAUGACAAAGACUAUACGCAGUUAAAACUUUUGAUUCAGCUUUUGAAAGAGUCAGGCGACCCUACUGUCCUAGCUGUCGCAGCACAUGAUAUUGGACAGUACGUCAAGCAUUAUGAGCGCGGAAAGAAGGUGUUCACAGACCUCGGAGGCAAAACUCGGGUCAUGGAACUCAUGACACACGAGAAUCCUGACGUACGCUAUCAGGCUCUGAUAUCAGUACAGCGGCUGGUCAGCCACCCCUGGGCAGCUGUAUAG
Molecule: messenger RNA, 1314 nt
Organism: Fibroporia radiculosa
Lineage: Eukaryota; Fungi; Basidiomycota; Agaricomycetes; Polyporales; Fibroporiaceae
Exons: 11
Coding region: 1-1314 (437 amino acids)
Biological process (GO): proton transmembrane transport
Cellular component (GO): fungal-type vacuole membrane; vacuolar proton-transporting V-type ATPase, V1 domain
Molecular function (GO): proton-transporting ATPase activity, rotational mechanism
Source: RefSeq, a predicted model, not a curated record